Molecule: messenger RNA, 363 nt
Organism: Prorocentrum cordatum
Lineage: Eukaryota; Dinophyceae; Prorocentrales; Prorocentraceae
Source: the annotation of a GenBank genome assembly
AUGCCCCGCGCCAUGGCGCCGCGCAGGAGCGCCCGCGCCGCCCGCCUGGCCUUGCUGGCCCUCGCGGCGGUCGCGCUGCACCGCCUCGCCGCGCCCGCCUUCGUCGCCCCGCCCCGUGCCAGCGAGGCCCCGGGCGCCGCCGUCGGCACCGCCGCGCUCGCCGGCGCCGUGGGGGCCGCGCUGCCGCUCCCCGCGCGCGCCAUCGAGCUCACGUACGAGGGCUUCGGCGCGCCGGAGCUGCUCGUGAUCGCCCUGCCGUGGCUGAUCGCCGUGCCCGGGUUCACCCAGUGGCUGAUGGGAGCGCGGAGCACGGUCUCCCAGCGCUCCCUGGUCGCGCUUAGGCGACUGCCAAUCGCCUGUUGA